Cavia porcellus (domestic guinea pig) is the source of this 4596-nucleotide messenger RNA. It is a transcript of the gene Fam184a, whose product is annotated as family with sequence similarity 184 member A. The transcript is spliced from 19 exons. Bases 261 to 3689 code for a protein of 1142 amino acids. The record is from RefSeq and is a predicted model, not a curated record. NCBI's taxonomy places the organism in Eukaryota, Metazoa, Chordata, Mammalia, Rodentia, Caviidae.
AAGUGACGUCGCCCGCACACUCUCCGCGGGCCCUCGCUGCGCCUGGUAACGGCCGUCGCGUCUCUGCGCCGGGUCCCCGCCUCCUCGCCUCCUGCUCCUCGCUUCCCGCCUCCCCGCCACCCCGCUUUCCCACCGUCGCAGCAACCGCCGAGGGGGGUCCCCGCCUCGUCCGUAGCAGGACCUGGCGCGGGCUGAGGGGCGGCCUGGCCCCCGGCCUGCGCCUCGCGCCUUGUCCGAAGGGGCCUGGGGGCCGCGGGAAGAUGGCGACCCCGGGCGCGGGCUGGCAGCCUCACCUUGGCGCGGCCCGCUGUGCCCCGCCGCCGGGCGCCCAUAGCCUGGAGCUCGGCGCCGACAUGCACCUGCGGAUGAGCAAGAAGAUCGCGCAGCUCACCAAGGUAAUAUAUGCUUUGAACACUAAAAACGAUGAGCAUGAAUCUGCAAUUCAAGCCCUUAAAGAUGCGCACGAGGAAGAAAUCCAACAAAUUCUUGCAGAAACAAGAGAAAAAAUACUGCAGUAUAAAAGCAGAAUAACAGAGGAGCUAGACCUCAAGAGGAAGAUCCAAGUUUUAGAAGCCUCCUUGGAAGAUCACAUAAAAAUGAAGCAGCAGGCUUUGACAGAGUUUGAAGCCUAUAAGCACAGAGUCGAGGACAUGCAGCUUUGUGCAGAAGCCCAGCAUGUUCAGCGCAUCGUCACCAUGUCCGGAGAGGUUGAGGAGAUCAGAAGGAAAUUUGAAGAAAGGUUACGGAGCUUCGGACAGCUCCAGGUGCAGUUCGAGAAAGACAAGCGGUUAGCACUGGAAGACCUGCGGACUGCACACCGCCGGGAGGUGCAGGAGCUGCUGAAAUCGCAGCAGGAUCACAGUGCCUCCUUGAGCAAAGGGCAGGAGAAGGCAGAGGAGCUGCACAGGAGGGAGGUGGAGGCCUUAAACAAAAGCCUGGAGGAGCUCAGACUUGAAAAGAGAAAGCUCAUUGAGGAGUAUGAAGGCAAGUUGAAUAAAGCGCAGUGCUUUUAUGAGCGUGAGCUUGAUACUUUAAAAAGGUCACAGCUUUUUACAGCGGAAAGCCUGAAGGCUAGCAAAGAAAAGGAAGCUGAUCUACGAAAAGAAUUUCAGGGGCAGGAAGCAAUUUUACGGAAAACCAUAGGAAAAUUAAAGACAGAGUUACAGAUGGUCCACGAUGAAGCCAGCAGUCUUCUUGACAAAUGUGAGAGGCUUCAGACAGCACUCAGCAUGGCUGAGAGCAAUGCUCAGAUUCUUCAAAAACAGCUUGAUGAUGCCAAAGAGGGAGAAAUGGCCUUAUUGAGCAAGCACAAAGAAGUGGAAAGUGAGCUAGCAGCAGCCAGAGAACGUUUACAACAGCAAGCAUCAGACCUUGUCCUCAAAGCUAGUCAUAUUGGCAUGCUUCAAGCAACUCAAAUGACCCAGGAAGUUACAAUUAAAGAUUUGGAAUCAGAAAAAUCAAGGGCCCAUGAACGAUUAUCUCAGCUUGAAGAGGAAAGAGCUUUCUUGCAAAGCAGAACUCAAAGUCUGAAUGAAGAACAGAAGCAGCAGAUUCUGGAACUGGAGAAGAAAGUAAAUGAUGCAAAGAGAACUCAGCAAGAAUAUUAUGAAAUGGAGCUUAAAAACAUGCAAAACAAGUUGGAAGGGGAGGUGACUCGAUUAAAUGAAGCCCAUUCGAAGACUCUGGAAGAACUGGCCUGGAAGCACCAUGUGGCAAUUGAAGCUGUCCAUAGCAAUGCAGCUCGAGACAGGAAUACCCUGCAAGUGGAAUUGGAGGAACAGUAUAAAAAGGAGAAACUGGCUCUGGAAGAGGAUAAGAAUCGGCUUCAGCGGGAGCUGGAAGACCUAAAGGAAGAGCUGGCAGCCAAGCUGAGCACGGCUGCUCAAGAGCUCUUUAAAGGCUUUCGGAGACAGAUUUUAUUUGGAAACACAGAAAUCACAGCCUAUCCUACAAGUUACAUUUACAGCUUGUCCGUCGCCCGCCUCCAGGACCUGGUUCGAAAGCGGGAGCAGGGUCUGGGCUCGGCUGAGGGCCUCAUCUCCAGUCUCCAGGGCUCCCAGGACAGGCUGCAGAGUGAGCUGGACACCACCAAAAGCAGGCUCAGGGAGACCAGGGAGGCGCUGCUGAGUGUGGAGGUGACUGCUGCUUGUGCUGCUGAGCUGGAACGUGAGAGGCACCAGCAUGAACAAACACUGGCUGCCAUGAAGGAAGAGGAGAAGCUCAGAGUGGACAGGAUGGCCCAUGACUUAGAGAUGAAGUGGACUGAGAAUCUUAGACAAGAGUGCUCUAAACUCCGCGAAGAGUUACGGCUCCAGCACGAAGAAGACAAGAAGUCAGCAAUGUGUCAGCUGCUGCAGUUAAAAGAGCGAGAGAAAAGUGCUGCCAGGGAUUCGUGGCAGAAAAAAGUGGAAGACCUCCUAAACCAGAUUUCCCUGCUGAAGCAAAAUCUGGAGAUACAGCUCUCUCAGUCUCAGACUUCUUUGCAGCAACUGCAAGCCCAGUUUACCCAGGAACGCCAGCGACUUACCCAGGAGCUUGAGGAAUUAGAGGAACAGCACCAGCAAAGACAUAAAUCCUUGAAAGAAGCACACGUCCUUGCAUUCCAGAGCAUGGAAGAGGAGAAGGAAAAGGAACAAAGGGCCCUUGAAACCCACUUACAGCAGAAGCACUCUGCAGAGCUGCAGGCCCUGAAGGAUGCGCACCGGGAGUCCAUGGAGGGCUUCCGGGCAGAGAUGGAACAGGAGCUCCAGACUCUGCGCUUUGAGCUGGAAGACGAAGGGAAGGCCAUGCUUGCAUCCUUACGCUCAGAACUCAACCAGCAGCAUGCAACUGCUGUUGACUUGCUGCGGCAUAACCACCACCAGGAGCUGGCGGCCGCCAAGCUGGAGUUAGAGCGGAGCGCAGACCUCAGCAGAAGACAGAGUAAGGAGCAUGUGUGCAGGAUAACAGAUCUGCAAGAGGAGUUACGUCUCAGAGAGCACCACAUCUCUGACCUAGACAAGGAGAUGCAGCACCUUCGUGAGAACAUCCGCGCCCUCUCCACAGAGCUGGAGUUCAAGGGAAAGGAGAUCCUGAGGAUACGAAGUGAAUCCAGCCAGCAGAUGAGGUUGCAUGAACAAGAUUUAAACAAGAGGCUUGAAAAAGAGUUGGAUGUCAUGACAGCAGACCACCUCAGAGAGAAAAAUAUCAUGUGGGCAGAUUUUAAUAAGACUAAUGAGCUCCUCAAGGAAAUAAAUGCAACUUUACAAGUGUCACUAGAAGAAAUGGAAGAAAAAUAUCUAAACAGAGAAUCAAAACCGGAAGAUAUACAGAUGAUUGCAGAAUUAAAAGCCAUGCUUACUGAAAGAGACCAGGUCAUAAAGAAACUAAUUGAGGAUAAUAAAUUUUAUCAACUGGAAUUAGUCAAUCGAGAAACUAACUUCAACAAAGUGUUUAACUCAAGUCCUACUGUUGGUGUUAUUAAUCCACUGACCAAGCAAAAGAAGAAGAAUGAUAAAUCACCAACAAACAGGUUUGUGAGUGUUCCCAAUCUAAGUGCUCUGGAAUCUGGUGGAGUGGGCAAUGGACAUCCUAACCGCCUGGACCCCAUUCCUAAUUCUCCAGUCCAUGAUGUUGUAUUCAACAGCAGCAAACCACUUCCACAGCCAGUGCCACCCAAAGAGUCCAGGACAGUUUUGAGGUUUCAGUAAGGUGCAUGUGCAUGAGCCAGGAGCAGGACGUCGCGUUUCCUUUCCUUGUUGGUGCCCCGUAAUUGCCCAGAGACGGUAGGGAUUCUUUUGUUUCUCAAGUAGCCCAGACACCCUAGUUAGAGUAAGAUAAAGCAUAAACCAAGUUUGAAGUCAGAAGGGGAGCGGGUUGGGGUGCACUCCUUUUCUCGGAGUGUCUGCUUCUAGAAUUAACAUGCAUAUGCAGGUAGUAAAGAAUACUAAACUCGACUUACUCUAGUUUUAGUUUGUAAGAACCAAGUGCUUGUCUCAGAGUCUAAAACUCAAAGGGGACAAGUGCCAAGAGGGCAUUUCUGUCCUCUCUGGUUUCCCACAAUCCCCUCAGCACUGUAGCAUGGGGAUGGUGGUGGGGGCCCCCCAGCCGCAGCGCUGUGUGCUGUGCUCCCUGGCCGGCUGGUAGUGUGGGGCUCUGCUCUCUGGAAUGGAACCCCCCCACCUCCGCUGGCCAGGGGGGGAGCCCGGGGGGGGGGGCGGGGGGAGCCUGGGUCUGCAGCAAUGUCUGCUGUGCUCCGCCCUUUCCUUCACAAACCACCUCAGGUGGGGUUACUGUCUCUCUGUGAAUCCAGUCCUCCGCAGGGCGAAGCUUCUCCGGUGGCUUCUCCAGACCCCCAGCGCCAGGAGUGGUUCGCCCGCUACUUCACCUUCUAAGCCACGCACAGAGCAGGCGUGGCGGUCCUGGGCAGGCCCUGACGGAGCAGCCAGCUGUCUCUCUGACCUGAAAUGCACUGUAUUUCCUGUGGUAUUUAGGAAUCUCUCUCUUAAGGUACUACAUUAUGAGUGUAAUUAUAAGUUAUUUUUACUUGAGAUGGAAGAGCCCUUAACCUUUGUAAUUACUGCAUAAUAAAUUUUGUUAAAAUACUUUUCACUUUUA